Molecule: messenger RNA, 1856 nt
Organism: Suricata suricatta (meerkat)
Lineage: Eukaryota; Metazoa; Chordata; Mammalia; Carnivora; Herpestidae
Gene: ANXA7
Product: annexin A7
Exons: 14
Coding region: 102-1556 (484 amino acids)
Cellular component (GO): cytoplasm
Molecular function (GO): calcium ion binding; calcium-dependent phospholipid binding
Source: RefSeq, a predicted model, not a curated record
GCUCUGGUGGCUGCUGCGGCGCCCCGCCUUCCAGGCCCCGCCUCCGGCUCCAUCUUGCAGGCGACCAGGGUUGGGCUGUGACGCUGCUACCCCGGGUCAGAAUGUCAUACCCAGGCUAUCCCCCAACAGGCUACCCACCUUUCCCUGGAUAUCCUCCUGCAGGUCAGGAGUCAACUUUUCCCCCUCCGGGUCAAUAUCCUUAUCCUUCUGGCUUUCCUCCAGUGGGAGGAGGUGCCUACCCACCCGCCCCAAGUAGUGGCUACCCAGGAGUGGGCGGCUACCCUGCUCCUUCAGGCUACCCAGCCCCUGGAGGCUAUCCUGGUGCCACACCACCAGGGGGAGUUCCAUCCUAUCCUGGAGUUCCUCCAGGCCCAGGGUUUGGAGCGCCCCCAGGUGCAGCAGGCUUUUCUGGCUACCCACAGCCGCCCUCCCAGCCUUACGGUGGGGGCCCAGCACAGGUCCCACUACCUGGUGGCUUUCCUGCAGGACAGUAUCCUGGGGGACAAGGUCCUUACCCAAGUCAGAUCAAUACAGAAUCCUUUCCUUCCUAUCCUGUUUUCUCUCCUGUAUCUUUGGAUUAUAACACUGAACCCGCCGCAGUGACUCAGGGAGCUCAAGGAACAAUCCAACCAGCGGCCAACUUUGAUGCCAUGAAAGAUGCAGAAAUUCUUCGGAAAGCGAUGAAGGGCUUUGGGACAGAUGAGCAGGCGAUUGUGAACGUUGUGGCCAACCGUUCCAAUGAUCAGAGGCAAAAAAUUAAAGCCGCUUUUAAGACCAUGUAUGGCAAGGAUUUAAUCAAAGACCUCAAAUCAGAGUUAAGUGGAAAUAUGGAAGAACUGAUCCUUGCCCUAUUCAUGCCACCUACAUAUUAUGAUGCCUGGAGUUUACGGAAUGCAAUGAAGGGAGCAGGAACUCAGGAACGUGUAUUGAUUGAAAUUUUGUGCACAAGAACAAAUCAGGAAAUCCGAGAAAUUGUCAGAUGUUAUCAAUCAGAAUUUGGACGAGACCUUGAAAAGGACAUUAGAUCAGAUACAUCAGGACAUUUUGAACGUUUACUUGUAUCCAUGUGCCAGGGAAAUCGUGAUGAGAACCAGAAUGUGAACCACCAGUUGGCUCAAGAAGAUGCCCAACGUCUCUAUCAAGCUGGUGAGGGGAGACUGGGGACAGAUGAAUCUUGCUUUAACAUGAUUCUUGCCACAAGAAGCUUUCCUCAGCUGAAAGCUACCAUGGAGGCUUAUUCCAGGGUGGCUAAUCGUGAUUUGUUAAGUAGUGUUGCCCGUGAAUUUUCCGGAAAUGUUGAAAGUGGUUUGAAGACCAUCUUGCAGUGUGCGCUGAACCGCCCUGCCUUCUUUGCUGAGAGGCUCUACUAUUCUAUGAAAGGUGCCGGCACAGAUGACUCCACCCUGGUCAGGACUGUGGUCACUCGAAGUGAGAUUGAUCUUGUACAAAUAAAACAGAUGUUCCAACAGAUGUAUCAGAAGGCCCUGAGCACAAUGAUUGCAAGUGACACAAGUGGAGAUUACCGAAGGCUUCUGCUGGCCAUCGUGGGCCAGUAGGAAGGAUUUUUAAGUAAAUGAAGCUCUUCACAGCACAUCCUUCAAAGCAGUGGCUGACCUGCAUGCAGCAAUAUCAACCAUCACCAAACCGAAAGAGCUUUUUACUAAGGAUUGUGUCAGGGUAUUGUGCUUGUUUGCACAUGUAGUUAUUGCCUUAAUUCCAAUGUUAUUUUUGUUUCUAAUACAGUUAAUGUGAAGCCAUAUCACAAUGAUGUAAUAAUGCAAUGUUUGUUAGGCAUAAUUCUGUGUUCUUAUUCUAAUCAGGAUCCCAAAUUAAAUAAAAAUCACAGCAAUCUCUAA